Molecule: messenger RNA, 1043 nt
Organism: Austrofundulus limnaeus
Lineage: Eukaryota; Metazoa; Chordata; Actinopteri; Cyprinodontiformes; Rivulidae
Gene: eif4eb
Product: eukaryotic translation initiation factor 4eb
Biological process (GO): translational initiation
Cellular component (GO): eukaryotic translation initiation factor 4F complex; cytoplasm
Molecular function (GO): translation initiation factor activity; RNA 7-methylguanosine cap binding
Source: RefSeq, a predicted model, not a curated record
AUGGUCUCUGUGGUUCUUCAAGAAUGACAAGAGCAAAACGUGGCAGGCCAACCUGCGACUCAUCUCCAAAUUUGACACAGUUGAAGAUUUUUGGGCCCUCUACAAUCACAUCCAGGUAUCAAGUAACCUCAUGUCUGGCUGUGACUACUCUCUUUUUAAGGAUGGUAUUGAACCCAUGUGGGAGGACGAGAGGAACAAGCGUGGUGGACGUUGGCUCAUCACACUAACCAAACAGCAGAGGAGACUAGACCUGGACCGCUUCUGGCUGGAAACUCUCCUGUGUUUAGUCGGAGAGGCUUUCGACGACUACAGCGACGACGUGUGCGGAGCCGUGGUCAACAUUCGCAACAAAGGAGAUAAAAUAGCCGUCUGGACAUCCGACUACGAGAACCGGGAGGCCGUGACACACAUAGGGAGAGUUUACAAGGAGCGGCUGGGACUCCCCAUGAAGAUGACGAUCGGCUACCAGUCUCACGCAGACACGGCCACCAAAAGCGGUUCAACCACCAAGAACAAAUUUGUCGUUUGAGAAACGCCCCUCUGUGCCUCUUUGUCAUUUCCUUGUCUUAUUUGUCGUCGGUGCGUACGUUUACUUUGCUGCGAAAGACUCUGCGAAGCGCAGUCUGGAGAGGAAAUUAUUCUUCAUGCCAAAUUCACCAAAAUCACCCGAGCACGUAGAAAAACCUGCACAACACAUCACUAACGGCUGACGCUAACAAUGAGAGGUAUCGAUUGUGGGUGAUCUUCAGUAUUCUUUUUACUCUGCUAAAUAAUUUACUUUGAUUUGUGGUUUGUUUUGUUUUUGAAUGGCAGGGAUUUAUAAAAUGCUAAAUUUGUAUAUUUCUCACCCAUUUUUAUUUUACUCAGCAUUAAACACAUUUAAUUUAUUAUUUCAGUCUACCUUAAUUACCUAAAACGUAUUAGUUAUUUUGUGCUUCUUUUUUUUUUUUUUGCCUUGAACUGUUUCAACCUUUUAAAAGUAUUUCAUGACCCAUAUUCAUUUGAGUAUUAAUAUAAUUAAAACACUGGUUUUGCAAUUCUCA